AUGAAGCGCACACACCAUACCGAUGCUGGGGUCUGCGAGAAGAGAAAGCUACGAACCUGUUCGACGCCCCUAAUUGGCGACUGCAUGCGCCAGCUGGCGGAGCAGCUGAGGGGCCGCGAUGGUGUUGUCGCUGUGGACCCACUGGCGUGCGUCAAUUUUCAUGAGGAGGCUGCGGCGCGCACCGCACUAGAGGCUCUCUCGCUGCUCCUCUUGGAUAAGCCCAGUGAGCAGCGCACGGAUGGCAUGUGUGCACAUCGGCAAACGUGGUGUGGGAUUGGCGUUUUGCGUGGCUGGGAGAGUGACGUAGCCUACAGCUGUGGAGAGGGCGGAAGCGUGCUAUGGAACGUUGUCCCCGUCGCCCUCACCGUGGUGCCAUGGCAGGUGGAGUUGCCACUGCGGCUGCAGGAUCUCGUGCUUUGCCAAGGCCACGUUGCAUCCAUUGACCAGCUUGAUUACGGAAGCAGUGAUGUCGGCCCCGUCCCGGACACCUUCCUGACGCGUGAGGCGGUGGUCUUGCUUCGUGGGCUGCCACGUUGCCGCGUGCACGCGGUCUCCGGCCGCUUCCCUCUCUUUAGUCGGGUCGCACCUCCCUCUUUUUCGGCGGCGCCUCGAGGUGUCGCGACAACGGAUGCGGCCUGGUCGUUGGUGCCUUCACGAGAGGUCUCUCCUGUGCGAUGCACCGCGGCUGCGCAGCGGCACGCACGCCGACUGUUGCCCUUUUUGGUGCGUGGUUUGUCGUCUCUGAUGGAGCCGUUUUCUCCGCGGAACGAUAGGUCUGUGCCGGAGUGCUGGACUGUGGUUUCUUACCCAGAUGGACUGCCGCGCGCAGAGGCAGGGCGUGAGGAGGCCGACGUUGUCCCUCGUGACAUCAGUGGUUCCGCCGGCGCCGCCUCCGCACACGAAGCCAAUGUGCACGAGUCUGAUUGUUCCUGCGAGGCGGCACCGUUCUUCAUUCUGCCGUCCCACCUGCUGUGCCGCUCGUUGCGCGUCGCGGUUGGCUGGCAGAAGAUCUCGCCCUCCUCACGGCCAUUGGCGUCGGAGGUGCUUCAGCGUCUCUGCUGCCUUGUGGAUGGUGUUGCGCUCUGCACAGACCGAGGGGUCACACUCACAUCCCGGACAGUCUGUAGUACCGGUCAGGAGACGCGUUCUGCCAUCAUGACAAUUCAAAAGGCGUCCAGCAUGUGA
Messenger RNA from Leishmania mexicana MHOM/GT/2001/U1103, 1185 nucleotides. RefSeq lists its product as hypothetical. Lineage: Eukaryota; Euglenozoa; Kinetoplastea; Trypanosomatida; Trypanosomatidae. The record is from RefSeq and is a predicted model, not a curated record. Bases 1 to 1185 code for a protein of 394 amino acids. The transcript has a single exon.